Molecule: messenger RNA, 1030 nt
Organism: Daphnia pulicaria
Lineage: Eukaryota; Metazoa; Arthropoda; Branchiopoda; Diplostraca; Daphniidae
Exons: 4
Coding region: 88-846 (252 amino acids)
Source: RefSeq, a predicted model, not a curated record
AUAAGAGCCCAGCAUCUUUCGGUCUAGAACGGACUUGCUAUACUCAUCUCCGAUCUUCUUAUCAGAGCAGCCACCAGUUUCUCAGAGAUGAAAUUCGCAUUGAUGUUUUUAUCGGCGAUGGUGGUCCUCUCCCACCAGCAAUUCCAACGGCCAAGAGGUCUGAUUUGGGCGUCGCCCUACGUUCAACAUUACAAGCAAUCCGUUUACUACGGGCCCAUCGCUUACAUCCCAGUAAAUGAAGAUUUAAAUUUCCCGCUUGUUUUGGGAAGUCAAGACGACAUCGACGAUGAGCCGCAAGUUGAAUUCGAUGACGGCCAGUCAAGAUACAAAGGUUCAUCUGGCGGCCGACUCUUUUACAGCAGCACAAUCAACAAUCCGUUCUACAAAACGGCAACGUUCACCAUCACAUCGACUGUGACAACUCUCGGCUCGGUCGUCAUCUGCGUCCCGGCCAACAAUUUAGUGGCUGUUCCCUCGCCCACUUGCGCUGGCCGGAAGAAACGUGAAGCCGACGAUUCCGGAAACCAGUUCCCUAUCGUCCCUUCCAAAACUCUAGAAUUGGAGCCAACGGCUCUUCCGCCACGGGCGCGUGAAUCACGUCUCCUGUCAAUCAAUGGCAAUGACCAGGUCCUCGAUGGCUCUCUUGUUAGCACUGUUGAAGUUUCGUCAGAAAAGAUUCAGAGUGAUAAUUCGAGAGAGAAACGUUUUUUCGGUGGCGGUAUUGCUGCAUCGACUACGUUGACAUCUUAUUCGUUCAUCGCAGCGACUGUGACAAGUACGGUUCUUCUAGAUCCGACAGGGAUGAAUGUAGCUGUCUGUUUACCAGCUGGCUAUAUUGUUUGCUGAUCAAUACGACGACUGCGAAUUGCUUUCCUACUUUAUACCCCGUCUGACCGACAUUCAUUUGAAUAUUUAGCAACAUCCAAGCUGGUGAUGUACGUUCAAAUGGAAGUCCAAUCGCUUCCGUCUUUUUCGUCGCCUUUUGUAACCUUUUGUAACAACUUUUGGUUUAAAUAUACGGUUUUUUUUA